This is a messenger RNA of Fopius arisanus, 4089 nucleotides long. RefSeq lists its product as uncharacterized. The record is from RefSeq and is a predicted model, not a curated record. Lineage: Eukaryota; Metazoa; Arthropoda; Insecta; Hymenoptera; Braconidae. The coding region runs from base 389 to 3937 and encodes 1182 amino acids. The transcript is spliced from 16 exons.
UACGAUGUUACCACUUAUUCAUUCGAUAAUAAUAUUUCAUUGGAUUUUUAUAUUGUUUUUCUAAGGCAAGGGAUAAUGUUUUUAAUUUGCUCAUACACCUGCCACCCUGCAAAAACUUAAUUUCAGCAAAAGUGUAAAUAUUUUAAAAUAAAUUUAAACCGAGUAGUGAUUAUGUCAUGCCUCGUGAUAAGAAUAUCCGUGGAAAACCCGACUCUGGCGAAUGAGGAAAAAAUGGUGGAAUAUAACUGAACAUUUUUUUCCUUAUUUACUUUCCGCAUUUACUGAGAAAGAGAAGUUAAUCUAAUUGCAGAGCUGGGGGUAAGAAAAGGGGCUCGGAUGAACUCACGAGCUCAGUUUGUUCUUGAGGAUUAUUCACAACUGUUUAGCCAUGAAAAUAUAUCUCGUAGUACCACUCCUCGUAAUCAUCUGUAUUUUUGUAGUAUCUGCUACACCAAGAGUGACAAUUAAAAAUGGAACUUUAGAAGGGUCUGUCCUACAAUCGCGGAAGGGCAGAGAUUUUUUGGCUUUCAGAGGAAUUCCUUAUGCCCGUCCACCUAUAGGAGAAUUACGUUUCCAGGCCCCUGAACCAGCCACAUCUUGGACUGGAGUUCGCUCAGCCAAGACUGAUGGAUCGGUAUGCGUUCAACGAAAUUACGAUAAUCCGAAUUUGAGAUCAACUGGCUCAGAAGAUUGUCUCUUCAUUAAUGUUUACACUCCGCAAUUGCCAAGAAGGAAUAAGAGGCAUGCUUCUAAUAAUUAUGCUGUCAUGGUAUGGUCCCAUGGCGGGGGUGUCGAUGGUUCCAGUCAUUCUUUACUCUAUGGACCAAAAUUCUUACUCGAUCAUGACAUUGUUCUCGUCACCAUGAAUUACAGGCUGGGUCCAUUGGGUCUUUUGAGCACAGCAGAUAGCGUUAUCCCCGGAAAUGCCGGCUUGAAAGAUCAUGUUCAGGCACUCCGGUGGGUUCAAGAAAAUAUUGGGGCAUUUGGCGGUGAUCCGGCGAAAGUAACAAUUUUUGGAGAAAGUUUCGGGGCUUCAAACGUGCAUUUACUUACUUUAAGUCCGCUGGCAAGAGGACUUUUCCACCAAGUGAUUAGCCAGAGUGGCACGGCCAUAAAUCAAUGGCCAUAUCAUACAGCGAAAUCAGCGAGAGAGAAUGCCCAUCGUCUUGCCAGAGAACUCAAUUGCUCUACUGAUACUUCGCAAGACCUUCUUCAAUGCCUCCGCACAAAAGAUGCCGGUGACGUAAUGAUGCAGCCUUCAGAUUGGCCGAUCUUCAAUGGAGGGCCCGAUCUACCAUUUCGUGCAGUGAUAGAAUUUUCAAAUCCGGGGGCAUUUUUGACAGAUGAGCCUGGAAAAUUGAUGGAACGCGGAGAAUUUGCUGAUGUGGCAUGGCUGAAUGGUGUCAAUGCUAAUGAAGGAGCCCUUGCUGCUGGCGCACUUUAUGCAUCCCCUAAUCAAACCAAUGUCAGACGUUUGAAUAACGAAUUUACGGAGCUUGCGCCCUUAGCCAAUGGAUUGGACAGAGACUGUUCAACAUCACUUCUCGAUGAUAUUACAAGAAGAAUGCGUCAAUUUUACUUUGGUGACAGGCAAAUUGAUGAUUCCACCAGGAUGAACGUAGUUGAUAUGAUUUCUGACUCAGUGUUCAAAUUCGCUAGCGCCACGGCCGCAAAAUUACAUCGGCAAAGUGCAAAGAGUCCAGUAUAUUUCUAUCAAUUUGCAUACAGGGGCACCUUGAGCUACUCCGCUUUUUCUGACCCCUCAAGAGACUAUGGUGUCUCGCACGCUGAUGAACUCUUAUAUCUCUUCCCAGUUCAUGAAGUUCUAUUUCCUACUGGUGCAAUGAGUCAGAGAGACUUACAAAUGAUUGAUGUGAUGACAACUUUAUGGACUAAUUUUGCGAGAUUUGGCAAGCCGGUUCCCUGUGUGUCAUCAAUACUUCCCGCCCAAUGGAAAUCCGUAAAAACUGAUGCACUCGAGAUGUUCUCUAUCGAAAGUCCUACGAGUAUGAAGAUGGUAAAAGAUGUUUUCAAAGAUAUGAUUAAUCUGUGGUCAAGUUUUCGCUGUCGUGCUGGGCUUUCACGUACAGCAAAUUUGAUAAGGCAAUCCAAGCCAGUCUGGGGUCUUAGCAAUAAGGAAAGUGCUUUGUGUAUAAAAGUAACUGCACGUAGCUCAGUGACUCAGUUUAUCUGGAGAAUAAUUUCGUCUGAAUUGAACAUGCAUAUUUUUUCAAGAAAUUUGCUUUUGGUACUGAUUCCAUUAUGGAUUUCAAUAAUUUCUGCUGCACCCAGAGUAAGAAUUAGCGAUGGAAUACUAGAAGGAUCUAUUCUGCGAUCGAGAAAGGGGAGAGCGAUCAAUGCCUUUAGGGGAAUUCCCUACGCUCGCUCUCCAGUAGGAAUCUUGCGAUUCCAGUCACCCCGACCCCCGACGCCCUGGACCGGGGUUCGCCUUGCUAAGCGUGAAAGAGAUAGUUGUCUUCAGAAAAUUGAUAAUUCCCCUAAUAUGACGACCCUAGGUUCCGAAGACUGUCUUUACAUAAAUGUGUACACCCCGAAUUUACCAGAGCCUAUGGAAAUAAAUGCUUCACGCUACGCUGUCAUGGUUUGGUUUUAUGGUGGAAGUUGGGUGUCGGGUAACUCAUCUAUGUAUGGGCCGACAUACCUCCUUGAUCAUGACAUUGUUCUCGUUACCAUGAACUACAGGUUGGGGCCUCUCGGGUUUCUGAGUACAGCAGACAGAACGAUCCCAGGAAAUUACGGUUUGAAGGACCACGUACAAGCCCUCCGCUGGGUUAAACGAAAUAUUGCAGUAUUUGGUGGUAAUCCAAAUAAAGUGACAAUAAUGGGUGAGAGUGCUGGAGCCAUCAGUGUGUAUUAUCUCAUGUUGAGUCCACUCGCUAAAGGACUCUUCCAUCAGGCCAUUUCUCAGAGUGGCACUGCUCUUAACCCUUCGACAUUCAGUACAGCUACAAUGGGACGUGAAAAUGCUCAUCGUCUUGGUAGGGAGCUCAAUUGUCCCACUGAUUCCUCCCAAAAACUUCUCCGAUGUUUGCGGACAAAAGAUCCCAGAGAAAUAACCGCUAUUCCGGGAACAUGGCCAGCACUUGAUUAUUUAUUAAUUGCAUUCCGCCCGAUUGCCGAACCGCGACAUAUUGGCGCUUUUCUAACUGACGGCCCAAAUGAAUUAUCGAAACGUCACGCCUUCGCAAACGUUCCUUGGUUGACCGGGGUUAAUUCCGCAGAGGGAUCUCUCUUUGCAGAUAAUAUUUAUGGUAAAAAUGCGAUGAUCGAUUAUGCGGCGUUGAAUGACCAUUUUGUAGAAAUCUUUCCAUUACUUUUUGGGUACACCACUGGUUGUUCCAACGCAUCCAGAACGGAAACGUCACGAAGAAUCCGAGAAUUUUACUUUGACGAUAGAAAAAUCGAUAUAUCAACAAUCCAGAAUGUAGUGAAUAUGACUUCUGAUGGGGCAUUCAUUUUUGGCAGCGCAACUUCUGUGCAGGAGCGUGUCCAUGCAGUGAGCCCGGUUUAUUACUAUUAUUUUGCUUAUAAUGGAGAUGUGAAGAAUGUUACAAUUAGCAAAAAUCCUCAGAGGAAUUAUGGUGUCGGUCAUGGUGAAGAACUUAUGUAUCUAUUCCCAGUCAAUCAAAUUAUUUUCCCCAGUGGUACAAUGAGUGACAGUGACUUUCAGAUGGUUGAUGCGAUGACAACUUUAUGGACCAAUUUUGCGAGAUUUGGCAAACCGGUACCUGAACGGACGUCACAGCUUCCCGUCCUUUGGGAGCCUGCCAGCACCAAUUCACUUGAGAACUUCAUCAUUACGAGUCCCACAAACUUUGAGAUGUCCAAAGAUAUGUUUAAAAACGUGCUCAACCUGUGGUCUAACUUCCCCUGUCGGGCUGGCCUGUCUUCAUUAAACAGACGGCGUAACACUUAGAUUAACUAUAUAAAACCUGUACCUGAGCCUAUACCAAUGCUUUCCAUAAAAUGAGAGACUGCUACGACCGGUUCCUUCUAGAAUAUCAUCAUUCCAACUCCUACAAGCCUGAAAACCUCCAAAAUAAAACAAUCAUUUGAGCAUACGACAAA